Molecule: messenger RNA, 750 nt
Organism: Trichoderma virens Gv29-8
Lineage: Eukaryota; Fungi; Ascomycota; Sordariomycetes; Hypocreales; Hypocreaceae
Product: calcineurin regulatory subunit B
Exons: 5
Coding region: 104-628 (174 amino acids)
Molecular function (GO): calcium-dependent protein serine/threonine phosphatase regulator activity; calcium ion binding
Source: RefSeq, a predicted model, not a curated record
ACCACAACUACUAGUAUCUUCACACCCGCCAACUCCCCGCUGCGUUUCCUCCUCACACCGUCUAUCGAGAUUCCUCUAGCGCAAGAGUCGCUGCGCCUGCAUCAUGGGCAACACCACCAGUACCGUGCUGGACAACAUUGUCCAAGGGUCCAACUUCGAUAGAGAAGAAGUCGACCGGUUAAGGAAACGUUUCAUGAAACUCGACAAGGACAACUCUGGCACAAUCGAACGAGACGAAUUUCUUAGCCUUCCUCAAAUCUCCUCCAACCCGCUUGCGACACGUAUGAUCGCCAUCUUCGACGAGGACGGCGGCGGCGACGUUGACUUCCAGGAGUUCGUGUCGGGCCUCAGCGCCUUCAGCAGCAAGGGCAACAAGGAGCAGAAGCUGCAGUUCGCCUUCAAGGUGUACGACAUUGACCGCGAUGGCUACAUCAGCAACGGCGAGCUCUUCAUCGUGCUCAAGAUGAUGGUGGGCAGCAACUUGAAGGACCAGCAGCUGCAGCAGAUUGUCGACAAGACGAUAAUGGAGGCCGACUUGGAUAAGGAUGGAAAGAUUAGCUUUGAGGAGUUUACUAAGAUGGUGGAGAAUACGGAUGUGAGCAUGAGCAUGACUCUAGACCAAUUUUAAAUGUCCAUGGAAGAUGGGAAAAAGGGGCGGCGUUGGGUCUCGGGUAGACACCAACGAGAGCGAAUGCUUGUGGAUAAUGGAAUACAGCAGUUAUGAUAAUGAAUAUCUACAUUCGAUUUCUU